UGGGAGGACGUGAUGGCCUCACCGAAGCGCUCCUCCAGCUCGCCCCGUGACCGCGAGAAGUCCACGACGGUGGAACACCACGUUACGUUUCGCGACGGCUGGGUCCAGGAUGAUUUGGAGGCCUCCGAGGCCGCGGUGGAAUCUUCCGCAAUAGAGAAGGACUUCGCGUUCGAAGACCUGUGUCGACAGGAUCUUGAUUACCUGGCUGAUGUGCAGAUCGAAGAAGAUGUAUUGGACACGCUCGUCACUGAUAAAUUAGCAGGGGAGCCGCCGCUGGGGCGCCUGUACCAUUCCACCCCCGACCUGUACGGAGGUCACCCGCGCGCUCCUCAUCGCAGUGAGGUCACACUCUCGCCGCCGUUCGCGUUUCGAACGGCCGGAGGAGGGGAGCUGACCAUGCGACCCCUGCGACACUGGAGGUCAGCGCGCGAGCUGACCCCGGAGCAGCGCGUCUUGCUGCUCCGUCCCUGGAGGCCAUGGUACCCGUCUGACCUGGACCAAGGCCAGCGGGUGGCUGUCCUGGCAGGAGGACAGGUCCUCAAAGGCGACAUCAGCCAUGUAUGGACUGCCGGGGGCCAAACGAUGGUCAGCGUUGAGACAGACAGAUGGGGAGGCAUGACGGUACCGUUCGAGAAGGUGCUGAUGGUUUGGUGACCUCAGUGCUCACCGCCCGACCAUGUCGGAGAUGGUGACGGUCUGCCAGCCACGUCUGAGAUGGUGACGGUCUGCCAGCCACGUCUGAGAUGGCGACGGUCUGCCAGCCACGUCGGAGAUGGUGACGGUCUGCCAGCCACGUCGGAGAUGGUGACGGUCUGCCAGCCACGUCGGAGAUGGUGACGGUCUGCCAGCCACGUCGGAGAUGGUGACGGCCUGCCAGCCACGUCUGAGGAGCCUGCCGGAGGGUCAAGCCUGCACUCAGACUGAUACCAGCCCGCCAUAUCUGAGGAGCCUGUCAGAGGGUCCAGCCUGCACUGCACCAUGCGGCAUCUGAAGUCGCUUCAGCAGUCUGAAGGAACUUUCAGAGCCGAGCACAUGGUACGUAAGUAUGGUGCCUAUAUGUGCGCGUGUCGCUGUUUCCAUACAGUCGUCGCGAGCCGCCACAAACUAAGAUGGCCGUAUCCUGAGUUUUGGAGCCGUCUGGACCCACA
Molecule: messenger RNA, 1148 nt
Organism: Pollicipes pollicipes
Lineage: Eukaryota; Metazoa; Arthropoda; Thecostraca; Pollicipedomorpha; Pollicipedidae
Exons: 4
Coding region: 13-654 (213 amino acids)
Source: RefSeq, a predicted model, not a curated record